UGGAUCCAGCCCUGACUGCACCAGACUUCUCCCCUCCCUGUCUCUUCUCCCCAGUCCCUCUCUUCCGCAGGCCGUUGCUUGCACAGAGGCAGCGGAGAUCGUCUGGGACGCCCUCUCCGAGCUAGUGAGGAUUUUCCGGGGGUGCCAGCCACUCUUUCGACAUUUCCUUGGGGGGACUCGAGCGAGGUAAGCCCCACCGGAUCUGUGUGGGCGGGAGCGGCCACGAGCCUCCCGCAGGCCUGCCCGUCCUCCCGGCUGCCCGUCCGUCCUCAGUCGGGCCCGAACGCCCCACCUGCUCCAGGGUGAGGAGGAGGAACUCCUGGGACAGCAGCUCAGGGUGCAGCAGCAGCUCCGCGUCCGUGCAGCUGCGACCGCCCACAUCCCCCGCCAUGGUCGUCGCCAGGAGACCCCUGGCCGGCUACCCACAAGGCACCGCGGCGGAAGCGUCCCGGAAGUGACGACAUGCGGGGCGGGACUCCGGUGUCACUCGGCGCGCCCGAGACCUGAUGCUUUCUGUGGGGCUGGCAUCCCAAGCUGACGCACCUCAGUCUAGAGGACCGACUUGGGGUGCCGAGCUCAGGAGCGGCCCGGCUGGGCCGCGCCGGAAACACCGAAGGCGAAGCAACCCGAGCCGGCCGCCAUUGGUCGCACCUCCUGUGACGUUUCAUGGCAGAGGCCGCAGGGAUUCUCCGGACUUUUUGGAGAGACUGAAUCGAUCAAGAGGGCGGAUAGCCCUGACCCCGAUUGGCAUGGUCACGUCUGAAGCCAUCCUUCUUUUCGCACUUUACGAUGUCUCAGUCGUUUGUUGCCUAAUCUCCCUUCUGCAUAAAUUUUUUCCACCUGGAUGUUUGAAGCCUGUUGAUUGACACCAUGGGAGAGAUGUAACAAGAAGGCAGUGUAUGGAGCAGCAAGUUUAAUAGUUUAGAAAUGCAGUCCCAAGCCUUUGCUCUACUCCUUAUCCUGUGGCUCUCUGGACCCAUCACCCAAGCUGAAGCUUCAGACUUUUCAUCUACAAAAAAAUUGUGACAGAGCACCCAGUAGACAUGAUGAACAUCAAGGCCUUCACCUUGGUCUCUGCAGUGGAGCGGGAGCUGCUGACGGGUGACAAAGAGCAUAUCAGCAUUGAGUGUGUGGAGUGCUGUGGCAGGAACCUCUACGUCGGCACCAAUGACUGCUUCAUCUACCACUUCCUGCUGGAGGAGAAGGCCAUGCCGGCAGGGACAGCCUCCUUCACCGCCACCAAACAGCUGCAUAGGCACUUGGGCUUCAAGAAGCCUGUGAACGAGUUGUGUGCAGCCUCAGCUCUCAAUAGGCUGCUGGUGCUCUGUGACAACUCCAUAACCCUGGUUAACAUGCUCAACCUGGAGCCAGUCCCCUCAGGAGCCCGCAUCAAAGGGGCUACAACAUUUGCAGUGAACGAAAACCCUGUGAAUGGAGACCCUUUCUGCGUGGAAGUGUGCAUCAUCUCUGUGAAGCGCAGGACCGUCCAAAUGUUCCUGGUGUAUGAGGACCGAGUACAAAUUGUCAAGGAAGUGUCCACUCCAGAGCAGCCUCUUGCCGUGGCUGUGGAUGGCUACUUCUUGUGCCUGGCCCUGACCACACAAUACAUCAUCCUGAACUACAGCACGGGUCUUUCCCAGGACCUGUUUCCCUACUGCAGCGAGGAGAAGCCACCCAUUGUCAAGAGAAUAGGCAGACAGGAGUUCCUGCUGGCUGGCCCGGGAGGCCUGGGCAUGUUUGCCACCGUGGCUGGGAUUUCCCAGCGUGCCCCUGUGCACUGGUCAGAGAAUGUGAUUGGGGCGGCUGUGUGCUUCCCCUAUGUCAUAGCGCUCGAUGACGAAUUCAUCACGGUUCACAGCAUGCUGGAUCAGCAGCAGAAACAGACCCUGCCCUUUAAGGAAGGUCACAUCCUGCAGGACUUUGAAGGAAGAGUGAUUGUUGCCACAAGUAAAGGAGUUUACAUCUUGGUUCCAUUACCUCUGGAAAAACAAAUACAGGAUCUGUUAGCAAGCCGGAGAGUGGAAGAGGCUUUGGUUUUAGCAAAAGGAGCCCGGAGGAACAUUCCAAAAGAGAAAUUUCAGGUAAUGUACAGGAGGAUUCUGCAGCAGGCAGGCUUUAUACAGUUUGCACAACUCCAGUUCCUAGAAGCCAAGGAGCUCUUCAGAAGCAGCCAGCUGGAUGUCCGGGAGCUGAUCUCUCUCUACCCCUUCCUGUUGCCCACCUCCUCUUCCUUCACCCGGUCUCACCCUCCUCUUCAUGAGUAUGCAGACCUGAACCAGCUGACCCAAGGCGACCAGGAGAAGAUGGCCAAGUGCAAGCGCUUCCUCAUGAGCUACCUGAAUGAAGUCCGCAGCACAGAGGUAGCAAAUGGCUACAAGGAAGACAUAGACACAGCCCUGCUCAAGCUGUAUGCAGAAGCUGACCAUGACAGCCUCCUGGACCUCUUGGUCACUGAGAACUUCUGCCUGCUGACGGACAGUGCUGCCUGGCUGGAGAAGCACAAAAAGUACUUUGCCCUAGGACUGCUCUAUCAUUACAAUAAACAAGAUGCCUCUGCUGUUCAGUUAUGGGUGAACAUUGUGAAUGGGGACAUCCAGGAUUCCACACGCUCAGACCUGUAUGAAUACAUCGUUGAUUUUCUUACCUACUGCUUAGACCAAGAGCUGGUGUGGACCCAUGCUGACUGGCUGUUGCAGAAAAGUGAGGAGAUUGGAGUUCAAGUUUUCACCAAGAGACCUUUGGACGAGCAGCAGCAGACUCGUUUUAAUCCGGAUGACAUUAUUAGUUGCCUUAAGAAAUACCCUACAGCCCUGGUUAAAUAUCUGGAGCAUCUUGUUAUCGACAGGAGACUGCAGAAAGAAGAGUACCACACCCACCUGGCCAUCCUCUACCUGGAAGAAGUGCUGCAGCAGAGGGUGGCCACUGGCCACCAGGACGUAGAAGCCACUGAGACUCAGGUCAAGCUCCGGAGGCUGCUCCAGAAGUCUGACUCUUACCACAUCCACUUGUUGAAAGAGAAGAUCCAGGGUGCUGGCCUGCCCAUGGAAAGCGCCAUCCUCCACGGGAAGCUGGGCGAGCACGAGAAGGCCCUGCACAUCCUGGUGCAUGAGAUGGGGGACUUCUCUGCCGCUGAGGACUACUGUCUGUGGGGCUCCGAGGGUCAGGACGCAGCCUGCCGUCAGCGCCUCUUCCACACACUGCUUGCCAUGUACCUCCGCGCAGGCCCCUCUGCCCAUGAGCUGACCGUGGCUGCUGUGGACUUGCUGAACCAUCACUCCAGGGAGUUUGACGCCUCCCAGGUCCUGCAGCUGCUGCCUGACACCUGGUCGGUGCAGCUUCUCUGCCCGUUCCUCACGGGGGCUAUGAGGGACAGCAUCCAUGCCAGGAGGACCACACAGGUGGCCCUUGGCCUGGCCAGAUCAGAAAACCUGAUUUACAUGUACGAUAAGAUGAAGCUGAAGGGAAGCGCAGUCCGGCUCUCAGAGAAAAAGCUUUGCCAGCUCUGCCAGAACCCUUUCGGUGAGCCUGUGUUUGUCAGAUACCCAAACGGAGGGCUUGUGCACACCCACUGUGCUGCCAGCAGACACUCGACCCCCAGCACACCCAGCCCUGGUACUCGGACUUGAAAAGCAUGGUUCCAGGCUGCCAAGGGGAUUCUGAGCUCUUUUCCAAACCUGCUUUGUGCCAGCCAGAACAAAGGGAAGGCACCCGGGUGCCAGGGAAACGCCAUCCCUGGGAAACGAGGGCUCCUCACCACUGAUUGUUCUUUGUGUGAAUGUAAAUGGUAAAGGCCUGAAACCCCGAGAAUUGUGACAGGCCAGAGACUACCCGUCCAGGAGGUUACAGUCAUUCAAAGCACAAGCCAACUUGAAAAGCAGGCAGUGUAGCCUGGGUGAUCUGGACACAGGUGGGGUCUGGAGAUGAGGUCCACCUGGCUCAGGUGAGUGUCCAGGGUGCAGAGUCCUGAGGUGGGCACCUCGCCUUAUGAGGAGAUGUGCUCUUCACAUAGGCUCCACAUCUGCCCCUAAGGUGGACAUAGUUUCUAUUCUUCCCAUCCAGUUGUCAACCUCAGAAACCCUCUGUCUUGUUCACUUAAGCACUCACUUGGUGUGAAGUCCCAUGCUUCUGACUGCCUAGCACACAGAGACCUAUGUAGAAACAGGUGAAGCUUGAAGCAGGGGGUGGUGACGAAAUGAUUCAGUGAGGAAGGGCACUUGCCACCAAGCCUGACAACCUGAAUUCAGUGCCCCUCAAGUGG
This is a messenger RNA of Onychomys torridus (southern grasshopper mouse), 4258 nucleotides long. It is a transcript of the gene Tgfbrap1, whose product is annotated as transforming growth factor beta receptor associated protein 1. Gene Ontology annotation, biological process: vesicle-mediated transport; intracellular protein transport; autophagy. Lineage: Eukaryota; Metazoa; Chordata; Mammalia; Rodentia; Cricetidae. The coding region runs from base 1044 to 3626 and encodes 860 amino acids. The record is from RefSeq and is a predicted model, not a curated record. The transcript has 13 exons. Gene Ontology annotation, cellular component: membrane; cytoplasm.